Messenger RNA from Megachile rotundata (alfalfa leafcutting bee), 2864 nucleotides. It is a transcript of the gene Vps39, whose product is annotated as vacuolar protein sorting 39. The record is from RefSeq and is a predicted model, not a curated record. Gene Ontology annotation, molecular function: protein binding. Gene Ontology annotation, biological process: vesicle-mediated transport; intracellular protein transport; endosomal vesicle fusion. Lineage: Eukaryota; Metazoa; Arthropoda; Insecta; Hymenoptera; Megachilidae. Gene Ontology annotation, cellular component: membrane; cytoplasm.
GAUUUGGACUCUCUAUAGUGUAGUUUAUUGUACUCCCCACUGUACAGUAAACGCGUUAAACUGUUGGUUGUCAAACGUUUCUGAUAGGAGCUAUCAAAAUGCAUGAUGCGUACAAAGAAACGUCAAUAUUAAAUAUUUCUGUACAAAUAGAAUCUAUGGCUGCAUAUGAUGACAAUUUAUUAAUUGGUACUAGAGAAGGUCAUCUACUUAUGUAUAAUGUACCUUCUAUAUCAGAUGAUAAUUAUAAAUUGGAAUUACUACGUCAUAGCAAAAAUUUUAACAAAAAACGUAUCAAUCAAAUAGAUGUUGUGCCAGAGCAUAAUUUAUUAAUAAUUUUAACAGAUAAUAUUAUAUGCAUUCAUGAUUUAAAUUCACCAAAUUUUCAACAAAUUUCUCAAUUACAAAAAACUCGAGGUGCUACCCUAUUUACUUUAGAUGUACAAACAAGUACAAUUGGUGAAAAAAAUACAAUUGUACGUUUAUGUGUUGCUGUAAAACGUAAACUACAAUUAUAUUCUUGGAGAGAAAAGAAGUUUGAAGAAUAUAAAAACUUUGAACUUUCUGUAUCAGAUAUACCACGUGAACUGUCUUGGUGUGGUGAGGCAUUAAUUUUGGGUUUCCGUGGAUUAUCAUAUACAAUUUUGGAUUUAAAUGGAAAACCCAAAGAGUUAUUUCCAACAGGCAAGUCUCCUGAACCAAGCAUUACCAAACUGUCUGAUAAUUCCUUUGUAUUAGGAAAAGAUUCUCAAUCUUUCAUUAUGGAUACAACUGGGGAAUUGAUCCAACAUAAUCCAUUAAAAUGGUCUGAUACACCAAGUGCAAUAGCAUGGGAUGAUCCUUAUCUACUUGGAAUUGUACAUGACAAGUUAGAAAUUUACACUACAGAGGGUUGUAUACAUAUUCAAACAAUAAAGGAUUUGAACAAAGCUAGAUUAAUAUAUAGAUGUAAGCAGGGAAAGGUGUUUGUAGCAUCAAUUAGUCAUAUUUGGUGUGUCAAAGCAAUUGAUGUAACACACCAAAUUAGAACACUACUUGAACAAGCUCAAUUUCAGUUGGCACUGAAACUAACUAGUUUAUCAGAUAUAUCUGAAGAAGAGAAAGUUAAACAAACAUAUAAAAUCCAAACAUUAUAUGCUCAUCAUCUCUUUCGUAAUAAAAGAUUUCAAGAUGCAAUGGAUUUAUUUUUAAAAAUAGGAACAGAUCCAUAUGAAGUAAUUACAUUGUUUCCUGAUCUGGUUACUCCUUCAAGUAAUAAUUCAGAAGCAAGUGAUCCUACUUUUCCCAAAUUACAAGAUCAUGAUUUAGAAAAGGGUUUGCGUGCAUUGAUAGUUUUCCUUACUGAAGUUAAGCGUAAAUUGCUUGGUGAUUCAAAAUCAAAGGAGAAAGAUAAAGAUAACAAUAAAGAAAAAAGUGUAAUCGAAGGAGAGAAAAAUAUGACAGCAGUGGCUACAGAACAACUUUUAAAAAUUAUAGACACAACUUUGUUAAAAUGUUAUGUACAGACUACUGAUGCAUUAAUAGCACCAUUACUUAGAUUGAAUCAUUGUCAUUUAGCAGAAGCUGAGAAAACUCUGUUAAUGCAUCAAAAAUAUCCUGAGCUUAUCAUACUGUAUCAGACUAAAGGACAACAUAAAAAAGCAUUAGAACUUCUGGAAAAACAUGCGAAGGAGAAUGAUUCUAGUUUAAAGGGUACUGAAAGAACAAUACAAUACUUGCAACAUCUUGGAAAAGACCAUAUGGAUUUAAUUUUAAAAUUUGCUGGGUGGGUCUUGAAUGAAGAUCCAGAACAAGGGAUUAGAAUUUUUAUGGAAGAUAUACAAGAAGUUGAACAAUUACCAAGACCAAAAGUAUUAGACUAUCUUCUCCGUUGUCACAAAGAUUUAGUUAUAACAUACUUAGAACAUGUUGUACACGUCUGGGAAGACACUAAUCCAUUGUAUCAUAAUGUUUUAAUACAUCAGUAUAAAGAAAAAUGUUUAACAUCCAUGAGCGAAAAUGCAACGCCAGCCGAAAAACAAACUGCACAGCAUAUUAGACAGAAAUUACAGCAAUUUUUGGAGAAAUCUGUGCAUUAUACUCCAGAAACGAUAUUAGUACAUUUCCCCUUCGAUAAUUUGUUCGAGGAACGGGCAAUCAUUCUUGGACGACUAGGACACCAUCAACAAGUAAUAUCUAUUUACGUCGGUCUCCUUAAUGACACAGCAAAAGCCAUUGAAUAUUGCAACAGUGUGCAUGCUAGGUAUCAAAAGCAAGACAGUGUAGAUAAGCAAAAACAAUCUGAUGGAGCAGAUGAGGUUUAUGUCUUGCUUAUUCAACAACUGUUAAAACCUGAUAAUGAAGGAUUUUUGAUGACAGGACGUAAUCCAGAAAUUCAAAGAACACCACAACCUGACUUAGAAAUGGCCCUUCAGAUACUUGAAAAACAUGCAUCAAAAAUAAAUCCAUUGAAAGCAAUAGAGGUUCUGCCAGAUACAGUUCCUAUAGGUAGAAUCAAACACUUUUUAGAAGUCAGCUUACAAGAGAAAUUAAAUGCUAGGAGGAAGAUACAAGUCUUAAAAGGAUUAUUAUAUGCUGAACAUUUACAAGUACAAGAGCAACGAAUGCAUUACGAAUCACAGAGUGUUCUUAUGACGGAAUUUAAUAUAUGUCCAGUAUGUAAAAAAAGAUUUAGUAAUCAGAGUGCAUUUGCGAGGUAUCCAAACGGUGAUAUUGUACAUUACUCGUGUCAAGAUCGUAAAGGAUAAGUUGCAUAUAGUUCAGAUAUAUUUAUUAUACUAUUUGUUAAGCAAUGUAAAAUGUACACUCUGCUGUACCUCUGCUCAUGCUAUGUAUAUAAAUGUACACAUUUUCCAUUUGCCUUCCUA